Messenger RNA from Colletotrichum paranaense, 4413 nucleotides. RefSeq names its product pfs domain-containing protein. The record is from RefSeq and is a predicted model, not a curated record. Bases 1 to 4413 code for a protein of 1470 amino acids. The transcript is spliced from 4 exons. NCBI's taxonomy places the organism in Eukaryota, Fungi, Ascomycota, Sordariomycetes, Glomerellales, Glomerellaceae. Gene Ontology annotation, molecular function: protein binding; catalytic activity. Gene Ontology annotation, biological process: nucleoside metabolic process.
AUGUCAGAUCAGAGACGACUGCCUGAUUUUCAGGCCUAUACUAUCGGAUGGAUCGCUGCUCUGGACAAAGAACUCACAGCCGCACUUGCUAUGCUCGACGAAAGACACCAACAACCAGGAAACUUCAUUCAAAAUCAACGAGAUACGAACAGCUACUCUUGGGGCCGGAUCGGUGCUCACAAUGUCAUCAUCGCUUCAUUAGCCGAAGGAAGCUAUGGUCUUGUGUCGGCAGCAACGACUGCGAACAGCAUGAUCCUCUCGCUUCCGCAGAUUCGAUUCGGUCUCAUGGUCGGCAUCGGUGCCGGUAUCCCUAGGAUAGAAAACGGUAUUGACAUCCGCCUCGGCGACGUUGUGGUUAGUCGGCCCACCGAUGGGUCUUCGGGAGUCAUACAGUAUGAUUUGGGGAAGUUGAGGGGAAAUGGCGAAUUCCAGCGAGUUGGUUCGCUUGCUCCUCCACCAGCAGUCUUGCUUAAAGGGUUAGCAAAGUUGAAAGCUGAUCAGCGACUCAAUGGCAACCAGUUGCCGAGGAUCUUAGCUGAUGCGCUCAAACUCUUUCCACGGCUGGCCGAACCGUGCGGUAAAGACGCAGCAUUCAUUCAUCAAGGACCUCAGAACGAUCGAUUAUUCGCAGCGUCAUCGACACAUGUGCAAGUCGGGAAACUACAGGGCUCUGUACGUCCGGGAAAAAAAGUCUCAAUGAACUUCGCUCAGCUUUCCUACCAUCAUCUUCGCAUCUCAACAGCUUGGGUUUGGAGUAUGAUAGUGCUUCUUCUCAUCUCACAGUGGAGGUCUGAAAACGACAGAAUCGGUGCCGAAUCGGCUUCAAAUGGUCAGGCUGGAGAAGCAAGGCCUCAAAGCAUUAAUGCGAAGUUCGGAGCUUGCAUACACUGCAAUCCUGAAGAUGAACUCAAAAGAGACGAUCGAAUCGAUACUGACCCUGAGAUCCACUAUGGCAUCAUUGCUUCCGGAAACUCGGUUGUCAAAGACAGCAUUUCCCGAGACCAAAUCCUGCAACAACUUGAGACAGGGUGUCUUUGUUUUGAAAUGGAGGCAGCCGGUCUGAUGAAUGACUUCCCCUGUCUCGUGAUCAGAGGAAUUUGUGACUACGCAGACAGCCACAAGAAUGAUAGGUGGCAAAACUAUGCGGCGAUUGUUGCCGCUGCGUAUGCCAAAGAGCUACUGUUAGUAAUGGAGGGCAUGAAUGUGGAACAAACCAGGAAAAUAGGAGAGAUUAUGGAAAAAGUCUCUCAGAUCGAGGCAACCACAAAGGAGACACAUCGGAAAGUCGAGCAGUUGACCGCUGGCAAUCGUUCCGGCAAAAUUCAUUCAUGGCUUUCUGCACCAGACCCAUCGAUCGAUCACAACAAGGCAUUCAAUUUACAACAUGAUGGCACGGGCCAGUGGUUUCUUGACACGAAGGAGUAUCUGGACUGGAAGACAAAUCCCGGGUCAUCCCUAUGGCUGUAUGGCGGCCCAGGAUGUGGCAAGACGAUCCUAAGCUCGACGAUCGUCAGAGAUCUACGAGGCAGCACGAGCAUCUGCCUUUAUUUCUAUUUUACCUUCACAAACACUGAGAAGCAGUCGCUGGACGGUGCAAUCCGAUCUCUCAUAGAACAACUUCACUGCCAGAGCAAGGCUGCUCAAGAAUAUCUCGACUCGGUCUUCGAAUCCAGAGGAGCCAGUUCAGCACAACCGGACAAUGACUCUCUGUGCUCAUGGUUCAAUGCUAUGCUUGAGGUAGCCGGCGAAGUCUGGAUUGUUCUCGAUGCGCUUGAUGAACGGGAUUUACUUCGCGAAUGCCAACAAGGCCAAGCGCUUAAAAAUAAAGGGCUGCUACAUUGGAUCAAAACUCUUCUGGAAUCUGAAGGGGCGAAAUUUCAUAUUUUGGUCACAAGUCGCCAAGAAGAAGACAUUCGUCGUGUUUUGAAGGAUAUCAUUCCCAAGGACAUGCAGAUUCCUCUGCGGAACAAGUCAGUCAAUAAAGACAUACGAGCAUUUAUCCGAUCGACACUCAGGACAUGGGGCGACCUGCCAGAAUGGCGAAACAACGAGUCUUCUCGGGAACAGGUCGAAAAAUACCUGAGCGAAAAAGCCGACGGAAUGUUUCGCUGGGUAUCAUGUCAACUUUUUGAACUUCGGCACUGCUUGAAUGACGAGGAGCUCCGAUCAUCCUUGAACUCGCUGCCGACGACCUUAGAUGAGACUUAUGCGAGAAUCCUGGAUAGAAUUCCUGCUGUACAUCAACAAAAAGCAUGGAUAAUCUUGCAAUUUUUGCUCCAUUCGGAAGAUCCCCUACGUCUGGAGGAAGCCGUCGACAUCAUCGCAGUAUCUCCUGAAGCAAAAAAACACAAUCCGAUAUUCAAUCCCGCAUCAAGGCCAGACAAAGACGAUUUUUCAAUCUACUGCCCUAGCCUGGUCGUGUCUGUCACUAGAACUGUUGGAUCCAAGGGGAAGACAGUGGAGACUCUUCAGCUCGCGCAUUUCUCAGUAAAAGAAUAUCUCCUCUCAGACCGCAUGGAGACAAAGUUCCCUUGUGCCUUUGAGGAACGCAUCGCUAAAUCAGUAAUGGCGAGAGUAUGCCUUGCAUACUUAUUGAGCAUGGAUUAUAGUCUUCUACCAGCGGAGUUUGAAUCUUCGUACCCAUUAGCGCCGUAUGCUGCGCAGUACUGGGCUCGAUAUGCUGCUCGAGCUGAUUCCGACACCAUUGCCCCUCUUGUUCGAGAGUUCCUUGGUCAUAGAGACUGCUACGGAGUUUGCUUUCAGCUUUCUGACUUUCAUCUUGAAUGUGAUCAAGAAGCGAGAUACGAACGCUCCUAUCGACAGGAACAAAAAUGGAAUCCCGAUCUUUGCCUCGAAGACUACCUCUACGACCGCGAAUACCAGCGUAUGACAGAGGCUGUCAUACUACCAGACACAAGUAUGAGUGUAGCGAUGCAAAUGUAUUGCGAGCGGUUGUUUCAAGAAGAGAAUGAUGGUCCCCUUCAUUUAUUCUACUUCUGUGUAUUCGAAGGUCUGGUGUUUGCUGUGGAGGAGGUUCUGAAGGCAAACCCAAAGCUCGUCAACGCCAAAAGUGGAAAUGGUACCACGGCUCUUCAAGUCGCUGCCUUAAAUGGUCAUACAGAGGUUGUGGUAAUGCUCCUCAGCAGAGGGGCAAACCUGCAUGCAAAGGGUGGACAAAACGGCACCGCUCUUCAAGCCGCCUCACUCAGCGGUCACGAAGUUGUUGUGGAAAUCCUACUUGAUAAGGGAGCGGACUGCAAUGCGCAGGGAGGUAAAUAUGGGACCGCUCUUCAGGCUGCCUCAUACAGAGGCCAUGAUGCUGUCGCAAACAUCCUCAUUGGCAAGGGAGCAGACUUGAACACACAGGGCGGGCAAUUUGGUACAGCUCUGGCGGCUGCCUCAACCUAUGACCACAAGACUACUGUACAGCUUCUCAUCAAAAAGGGGGCAGACGUCAAUGCAAAGGUCAGUGCACCACGGAAAACCGCUCUCGGGGCCGCUGCUUUGAAUUCUCAUGAAGAAAUCGUGGGGAUUCUGUUGAAUGAAGGAGCAGUCGCAAGUUUGUCUUCCACUGGUGUCGACAUCCUUGCUCGUUAUUGGCAAACCGUUAUCGAAGUCCUUCGUAGCACAGGGGUCGAAGUCGGUGAAAGGGCUGUGGAUGCUUCGAGGAGAUCGACCACGCUCUCCCUCCAGAUCAGCUUAAUGCUCCUCAGUAAGAUGUCUCAUGCGGACACAGUUGCAUAUUUUAGCAACGUUCUUGUUCCAGCUUCUAGAGAAGGGCACUUUGAGAUCGCCCAUGCACUGAUAGAAAGAGGUGCAAAGACCAAUGUCACAGACGCCGACGUAUCUAUCGAAUUCGACUACAAAUGCCACCCUCUUUAUACUGCAUCUUGCGGUAACCAGUCUAAGAUCAUUAAGCUGAUGCCUCUGGACGAUAUUGGUGCAGACACAGUCUACGAGAGUGUGCUCUCAGCACUUCAGUUCGACUGCUUUGAUGCGGCCGAGGAGCUUCUCAAGCAUUUCAGCCCCCGUCGAAACCGGCGAGUCAACAUACCACAGGAGAUUCUUCAAAACGCUUUGCAACAUGCAUGUUUCCACGGAAAACAUCGUCUGGUGAAAAAACUGCUUGAGAGUGGAGCAUCUGCAAACGAGGUGGACAAGAACGGAGUCAGCCUGCUUCAACAGAUGUAUAGGAGUUCGAGGCUGAUAAUUGCUGACCUCCUUCUUCAACAUAGUGCGAAAGGCAAGACACAAGAAUUUACCAUUGAUCCCCACUUUAUUAUUCAGUGCGAACGUUUUUUUUUGGGAGUGGCCGGCGUCGCCAAAAUAUACAAAAGGAGGGAAGAUUACCUUGCAUACAACGUAUGUGUCGAGAUUGGGGAGGGAGGAAAAGUGAGUGUAUAUGUAUCUUAG